UCGACUCAUUUUAUUUUUACCACCCCACCCCUUUACAAAAUCUUGGAUCCGCCCUUGUCAAGUCUGUUCUUAUCGCGUUCGUUGGUUUUAGUUUGGAUGUCAUAUCUAAACUGACCUAAUGUUAUAUAUAAUGUUAAUUUAUAACUGUAUGCAUUUUGACCCAGAAAACCAACCGUCUCAACGUAAGCCUUCCAAUAUUUGCACACUCACAUUUUCAGUUCCCUGAUCCACAGUGGUUUUGAUAUUAAUCUUUCAAAAUAUUUGCACUGGCACUGAUACAAAACAAACCCUACAGUGGGGGCUCUCUACAAACAAAGUGUAACCGUCCCUAAGUUACGAACACAAUAUUUUCCUUCGUGAAUGAAAGAGUUCGACAAAAAAUAUCCUCAUAUGAUAGUGUUUUGCACGUACUAUCUGUUCUUUCCUCGUCGUCAGUCAUCGUGUAUCUUCGUACACAGGAUAUUCAGACACCUGAAGCGAGAGAAAAACAAAAUACUACUAACGCAUCGAGACAAAAUACUAACGCAUCGAGGAUGGACAGAAAUGUUGAACACCCCAAGGUUUUUAAUGAUCCGAUUCAUGGCACCAUUGUGGUGCACCCUCUGUGUGUUAAAAUCAUCGACACUCCACAGUUCCAGCGCCUGCGUUACUUGAAACAACUUGGAGUGUGUUACUAUGUCUAUCCCGGGGCGUCGCACAACAGAUUCGAACACUGCAUUGGGGUUUACCAUUUGGCUGGCGAGUUUGUGCGCUCUUUACGCAGCCAACAACCAGAUCUGGACAUAACAAACAAGGAUGUUCUGUGUGUACAAAUCGCUGGACUCUGUCACGAUCUUGGUCAUGGUCCAUUUUCACAUAUGUUUGAUCGAGUAUUCAUUCCAAACACCAGACCCGAUGUAACUUGGACGCAUGAAACAGCGUCUGUUGAUUUCUUUGACCUUAUAGCAAAGACGCUUAAGUCUGAUUUUGAUAAGGAAUCACUGGAAGAAACGGAUUUGAUAUUUAUCAGAGAACUAAUAAAAGGUCUGCUCCCGACUAAGGAUUGGCAAGGCAAGGGAAGAGAUAAAGAAAAAAGCUUUCUGUAUGAGAUUGUGGCCAAUAAACGAAAUCAGAUUGAUGUUGACAAAUGGGAUUACUUCGCCCGAGACUGCCACAUGCUGGGUAUUCAAAACAACUUUGACCAUGUUCGCUACAUGAAGUUCACCCGUGUUUUGAGAGAAGACGACGGUGAUGGCCAGCUUCAGAUUUGCGCAAGAGACAAGGAGGCUCAAAAUAUGUACAACAUGUUCUACACACGGUAUACUCUUCAUCGACAGGCUUACCAACACAAAGCUUCCAAGAUCCUGGACGUUAUGGUAGCGGAAGCUCUUAUUGCAGCAGAUGAAUACAUUAAGAUCCCAGGCACAAAUGGAGAAGACAGAAAGAUGUCGGAGUGUAUCGAUGACAUGGAGGCCUACACGAAACUGACGGAUGAUGUCUUCCAUCAAAUUCUGCUCUCUAAAGACCCGGGACUUCACAGGUCGCAGGAGAUACUGAACAGGAUCAUAACACGCAAACUCUACAAAUGUGUUGGCCAGAGUAGGCCCAUUAAGAAAUUCGAUGUCAUACCUGAUAAAGACAAACCGCACAUAAAGCUUUACCAGAUUCAACGUUGAUUCCAAAUGGCUGUUUUGUCUGUAAUGUACGAAUCCAG
Molecule: messenger RNA, 1693 nt
Organism: Gigantopelta aegis
Lineage: Eukaryota; Metazoa; Mollusca; Gastropoda; Neomphalida; Peltospiridae
Product: deoxynucleoside triphosphate triphosphohydrolase SAMHD1-like
Exons: 12
Coding region: 534-1655 (373 amino acids)
Biological process (GO): dGTP catabolic process; regulation of innate immune response; defense response to virus
Cellular component (GO): nucleus
Molecular function (GO): dGTPase activity
Source: RefSeq, a predicted model, not a curated record